AUGGCCUUCCAGAAUUGCCCCGCAACGAAAAUAACGCUGUCCUUUACUAAAUGUCCUAGCACGGAAAAGUCAUGGAUGGAAGCCGCAAAAAAGAAAAACUGUUCAAGUAUUCCCCAGAACUGUACCAGUCCAGAGAAUUUUAGAUACCACUGUGUGGCGAAUGCCUUCAUGAAUCAAACCAUUGAAGUGUGUGCACCUGGUUUAUAUCUUUUGGGAUAUUGUCCAGAGUAUAAUUUUCAGGGGGAAAGAAUACAAGACAACUAUAAUGCAGAUUGUAAAAACUUCGCAGAGCCUUGUCCAAGCAGAUACAAGUCAUGGAUGUCCUAUAAAUAUUCAGAUUGUGUUGCUCUAAAAAAAUUUAACCAUGGGAUCCAAUUAAAUAAACUCUAUAAAUCAGACUUGAACAAAACUGCUUUAGAAAUCAAUUUAGAGAUGAAGGAGGGAAGGGAGUUUGUGUCGGCGGACAGUGUAAUCAUAUUUGUUUGCAUCAGUAGUGUUUUCCUAGCGGUAUUAGUAGGAUUUGUGAUAUAUCUGUUCAGAUGUGCAAAAGGAAGAAGAAAACCAGAGACAUCUUCAGGCGGCAUGGAGCAAGAACCACUCAAUCAUAUCACGUCCAAUGGAAACUUUUCGUGACAGAAUUUCAAAACAAUAUCUCACAUCUUUUAAAUCAAGAUAGUGUUCAUCUAAUUCACGAGAAACAUUUUUGAAUAGUUACUAAGGACACAUUCAUCAAAAUGUUUGUAUCGGCAGUAAAUGACUUAUCAGGAAUACUAUACGAAAGAGCUAAUGCUGGUACUUAUAUCUUUAGCAUUCUCUUUCAGAUGGCAUCAUCAAUUUUGAUGACGAUUUAUUUCAGUUUGUAUUAAUUUGUGCAGUUGUUACAUUUACUACAUCAGCAUUUUUU
Molecule: messenger RNA, 904 nt
Organism: Saccostrea echinata
Lineage: Eukaryota; Metazoa; Mollusca; Bivalvia; Ostreida; Ostreidae
Exons: 5
Coding region: 1-633 (210 amino acids)
Source: RefSeq, a predicted model, not a curated record